AUGAAAAACAUAGUGACAUUUUCUGUUGUCGUGUUCGAGGUUAUAGUUUUAGUAACGUCUCAAAGAGUAGCUCCUGGUGUACCACCACAACAUUAUCAGCAACCGCCUCCUCAACAAUAUCAACAAGUACCACAACAACAACAGGCUUAUUAUCAACCUCAAGUACCACAGCAACCACCUCAACAUGUUCCAGUGCCACAACAACCUAUGCAACCAAUACAACAGCCAAUCCAACAACCAACUUAUCAGCAAGUGCCUGUUCCGCAACAACCAGCUGCAGUGCAUCCUUCGCAUCCUCAGGCAGGACAUCCACAACAAAUACUUCAUGCUAGCAAUAUAGCUCUUGAAAAAGAGCAUAUUCAAGAGCAUUUAGAUGUUCCUGUAGACACUAGUAAAAUGACUGAACAAGAACUUCAAUUUCAUUACUUUAAGAUGCAUGAUGCUGAUAAUAAUAACAAACUCGAUGGUUGUGAAUUAAUUAAGUCUUUGAUUCAUUGGCAUGAACAAGGUCAUAAAGAUCCACAUGGUCAAGUCCCGACUGGUCCGGAUAAGCUGUUCAAGGAUGAAGAAUUGAUAUCUUUAAUAGAUCCAAUUCUGGCAAUGGAUGAUACCAACAAAGAUGGCUACAUCGACUAUCCUGAGUUCAUAAAAGCUCAGCAAAAAGCUGCUGCUAAAGCUGACUGA
This is a messenger RNA of Pediculus humanus corporis (human body louse), 684 nucleotides long. RefSeq names its product mcfdp2, putative. The coding region runs from base 1 to 684 and encodes 227 amino acids. The transcript has 3 exons. NCBI's taxonomy places the organism in Eukaryota, Metazoa, Arthropoda, Insecta, Psocodea, Pediculidae. The record is from RefSeq and is a predicted model, not a curated record. Gene Ontology annotation, molecular function: calcium ion binding.